Molecule: messenger RNA, 8964 nt
Organism: Symbiodinium natans
Lineage: Eukaryota; Dinophyceae; Suessiales; Symbiodiniaceae
Source: the annotation of a GenBank genome assembly
AUGGCUGGCAUGGGCUAUCCUCGGGGUAGCCCAUGCGAGGCAUCUCAUCGCAAUCACAGCGCUCUUCGUGAAGACACGAGCUUCCUCCAGUUCAAGAGAAGGCAUGAGGAAGAAGAUUGGCGCAAUGCACAGCCGUCGAACACACUACAGAACCCAAGGUUGGCAGACUUCGAACUGUGCCAAGCUCAAGGUUCCCAAGCACAUCAAUCUCAUCAAGCUCGGAUGGCCAUGGGCCAGGAAAUCCUUGCCGCCUCGCUACGUGGGGACGCGUCAGCAUGCAGCAUCGGCGAGGUGCUUCUCUUCUCACCGACGGAGUCGCCCCCCUAUUUUCAGACGGAAUGUUGCCCUGCCGGUAAGGACUUUUGCAGUGGCUGCGCAAAGCUGAAUGGCGGCAAGACAGCCUGCGAGAAGUGCAGUGGGGGAUUCACGCAGAUUUCCGGCAAGUGCAUUGCUUGUGUGGAUCUUCCUGGUUGGGUCAACAGCGUCUCACAGGGCUGCAUGACAGCAUCUUGCUCUGCAGAGAAGUUUCAAGGCUAUUCCUCUGAAGCUGCUUGCUGCAAGUGCGGAGGUGGACAGAAAGCUGCCACCAGUUUUGCGUACUAUGUCGGGCCUUUGGCGAUCGGAUCCACCGGGGUUCAGGGUUACCCGGUGCCGCAAACUGCCAGUUCAUAUUCAGUGGACAAGGACUGCGAGCUGGCUAAGUAUGGACUAUCCAUCAGCCCAACAACAGGAGCGUUGGAGCUCGCGCCGGGCUGCACUAAGGUGGGCUGUGGCAAAGCACAGAGCAUCGAAGUGAGUUGCGUGAUCACGGCGAACCAGGAGGGUGGACUAACCUCCAGUGCGACAGUCGAUGUGCUGGCCGGGGAUGUGAGCUAUGGGUCUGGCCCGGUCGUUCUGCGCAGUGGCGCCUCCACGAGCAUCCUUCCUGCCGUGAACAUGGAGAAGGCAGGCUCGGGAAGCUUUGAAGGGCUUUCCUGCGUCCCAGGCGACGCAAGCAGCUGGCUGCAACUUGACUCAACAUCGGGCAAGCUUUCGCUCAAGUCUGAAGCGGUGGUGGAAGGAGGCCUGACGAGUGUGGUGGGCUCGAACAUGGGGAAAGGUGGCGUUUGCGUGGUGGAGAAAGGCAGUGCAAAGACAAGCGUGAUCGUGCUUGCGCCCACGCCCUGGUCCUCCAUGAGCUACAGCUACAGCAGCGCUGUGUUCUAUGCCACGGUCGGGGAAAAGUCGCCCAUUCUAUCGCCCCAAUCUGAUGGCAGCGGCCUCCCCCCUACACGCUUUUCCGCCAACUGUGCAGGUGCAGCGUUCGCUUUUGAUGUCGUGAGUGGUUCGGCGACAUGGGACGGCCACCAGAUCUUUACGCUGGACGUGGCCCGCGGCGAUUUGCAGCUCACCCCGGAAGAGUCGCUGACGAAGUCGCUGGAUGCCUCCGCUGUCACUGCUGUUCGGCGGAAAAUCGGUCUCGCGUGCACGAUUUUCGGGCACUAUGAGUGGGUGCCUGCUGGUGCAGGGCCAGUCCUCACCCACCGGCUGUCUAUUGAGUUGCGGGACCACACCUGCUGGGCGCAGAAGAAGCAAAGCUUUGCCACUCGUGUCUUGCAGGGGAGCCAGUCUGAAGAUGAUUGCCGAAGCUUGUGUCGUGGCAGAGCAUCUUGCACGCACUGGGGUAUGGAUGGUGGCAAGUGCUACUUCUACAGUAGCGUGUGCAAGAGUGCCAAUGUCAAUCACUUUGCUUGCGCUCACGAGAAUGUGACCGUUACAGAGCGGUAUCCUGGCUGCGGCGAGCGCCACAGCUGUGUUGACAUCAAGUUGCCUGGCUACCACUACAUCUCCGGCAAAUAUUGCCCGGGCGGGGAAAAUUCAGCGAGCAUCGCCCAGGGCCCGUUGUACUUCAAGAAGGGCUUGACCGUCGAGGACAGCGUUGCUGUGUGCAUCUACAAACUCCCCUUCACCACGCAAGCGAGUAGCAAGAGGUCUUUCAUCGUAGCUACCGUUUGUCUCGAGAGUUUCUGGCUGAUGCGUGGGAACUCUCGUGGCUGCUCCAGCGGCUACUGGGCGAUUGCAAAGCCAAAAGAAACGCAAGACUACGAGAACCGCACGAUGGCCUACGUGGAGUUGCACGGCAGCACUGUGGCCUGCAUUAAGGGUGAGUCGGGUGACCUUCCCUCUGACAUCUUCGGGCAGACGACGAAUCUCACGGUCAUGACCCUUGAUGCCCAAGGGGCUACGGCCACUGUGGCUGCUCCUGGGUGCACCAUGCCCAACGUCACCGCGGAUGGGGCGGAGGAAGGGGACGCUGUCGAAGCACUAGUGCUGGAUGACCCUGCGUCCGAUACGGUCGGUGACCACUGGCUCCAUCCCUGCCAGUGUGUCCCUACUGGCUGGGGCAAACUGCCACCUGUUUCCAGCGAAAGUGCUUCUGGCAUACCCGCCGGCAGCAGCAAUGAGUUCUUGCCUGGUCCCAUAGUCAUCGUGGAUGGUCAGUUUGUGUGUGAGCAGAAGUACCUCACCCAAGUCAUCGAAGAGACAGAGACCGAAGGCUUGGAUGAUGGCAACUGCAAGACGCACUGCAUAGACAAGGAGUGCCCCUUCUACUGGGAGGGUGAGGUCAUGUCGACGAAGCAGUGUCGAAUCUAUAGCAGCUGCACGGAGCUUGUGCGUGAGGUUGGUGUGGAAGGUGUCCUCUACGGGAUGACUUACGAAAAGACCUGCAAGGUUGCUGACCCGACGUUGUGCUGGAAGGUGACCAAGCGGCGAUCCUUUCUGGGCGCCGGUGUUCCCGGAAUUGAUUAUGACUGCCUCUACCAGGACUUGCUUGAGCAGUGCGAUCACAAGCUGAUGCUUGGUGGCCUCGGGGUCACUACCUGUGGGCUUUGCGAGUAUGUGCCGAUCAAGGCGGCGAGGGAGCUUCGUGGCAGCAAUGGCUUCUGCGCAGACGCAUCUCACACCAACAACGUGUACUUGCACUCUUGCCAUGGGGGCAAGAACCAGAAGUGGUACUUUGAUGAAAGCGAGCGGUUGAAAGUGGAGCACAACAACAUGUGUCUGACCUAUCACGGUUCUUCUCACUCCGAAAACGUAGGUCUUGAAGCUUGUCGGAAGGAUGACAAUGCCCAAAAGUGGUAUUGGGAUGGCCUCAUGCUGAAAACCCGUUCUACCAAUCGGUGCUUGGAUUGGGAUGCCAAGGGCUCCAACAUGUAUGUUCGCGGAUGUCCCGACAAAGUUCACUUCUGGACCUGGAGGAACAAAGCGCGCGGUGGGCAGCAGGUAGCUUCAGACCACAACCAGAAAUGUAUGACUCACAAUACGGAAAGCAACGUCGUGGAAGUGAACGACUGCGGCCUGGCAACGAAGUAUCGGUGGUAUUGGGAUGGCAGCUCAGAGCGAAUCAAAUCAGAGGCGGACUCGUCCAAGUGCAUGGACGUAACCAGUUCGGACAAUGUCCACAUGGGCCCUUGCAAUCCGUUGAGUAGCCAAGAUUGGUACUUCGACGGGAAGCUCAUAAGGUCCAGGGCAGAUGAGCGUUGCCUGGACCUGACGUCCACCGGAAAGCUCGUGCGCCGCAAUUGUCCAGACAGCCCUUGGAAAAAAUGGCACUGGGGGCCGGCUGUCGUGGUGCCAAUGGGCCGGAGGUUAAAGAGUCGCAGCAGCAACCUGUGUUGGAGCAUUGGCGCCAACAACAAUGUCGAAGCCGCCCCUUGCAAUGACGAUGAGCGGCAGGAGUGGUACUUCAAAGGCAGCGAGCUCCGCUCGUUGGGCAGCAGCAAGUGCCUCGACAUGGCCGCCGACCACAACUUGUACAUGUACAAAUGCCACGGCAGGUCCAACCAGCAGUUUUACUGGGACGGGGAGUUCCUGAAGGUAGAGGCCAACAACUAUUGCAUUGAUCUGAACCACCUAGGGAACCUCUACGUGCAUGCGUGCCAUGGUGGUCUCAACCAGCAAUUCUACUGGGACGGAUUCUACUCUGAGGAUCCCCGACGGCUCAAGUGUCGCAGCAGCAGCCUCUGUUGGAGCUUUGGGCAGCACAGUAAGAACGUCUACAUGACCUCGUGCUCUAGCGGGCAGCACCAGAAGUGGUACUUCCAAGGCCGCCAGCUGCGCUCCGCCUACAGCAACAACUGCAUUGAGAUGGCCGCCGACCACAACUUGUACAUGACCGCAUGCAACGAUGGGACCAAUCAGAAGUUUUACUGGGACGGGGAGUUCCUGAAGGUGGAGGCCAACAACUAUUGCGUUGAUCUGAACCACCUGGGGAACCUCUACGUGCACGCAUGCCAUGGUGGUCCCAACCAGAAAUUCUACUGGGACGAAUUGCACUACAAGGGAAGAACCCUACAAAGCGGCAACUCCUGCCUGGACAUAAACGGACCAAAAGAGGCAGUUAUGUUCUCCUGCCACAAUGGGUCUAAUCAGCUCUUCUACUUCGAAGGGGAGUCUCUCAGGGUUGAAGCGCACACGGGGCUCUGCCUGAACUACGGGACCGACAAGCUGUACCUCGAGUCCUGCCAAGACAAGAAUACCCAGAAGUUCUUCCUCGAGAACCAGAACAUGCGUACCAGGCAGGAUGGCACUUGCCUGGACGUCCAGCCUUUUAACGGCAAGACCUGGAGCCAGACUUUCAUGGGCAGCUGCCCGAGCAGCACGACGUUGAAGUGGACCUUCAAGUCCCAACUCCACAACAGCGCUCAGCUUACAGUCGCCACACCAUCUCUUUACUGUCUGACUUUGGAGCCCAGUAGCAACCCUCCCUUGGCAGCAAAGCCAUGUGCUGCUGUGGAAGCAAAGAGUUUGUGGUACUUCACCGGCGACCUGCUGAAGUCAGAGCAUGAUGCCUCCAAGUGCUUGUACUACAACUACUUCACAAAGAAGAUUCAAUAUGGGUCGUGCACUCAUUGGCCUAAAAUGAAGUUCCACGACGAGGGGGGGGUGUUGCGGAAUAUAGGUUAUGACGGCGACUUGUGCUUGAACUACGACGAGGUCACCAACACCGAUUUUCUUGGUUUCUGUCCGGAUGCUCGGAACCACCAGUGGCGGUUCGGCUAUGAUCUGGCGAGGAAGGUGCCACUUCCAACGGCUUUCCAGCAUGGCCAAAGCCUGCAUGCUUCCUGUUGGUCCGAGCGUUUUGCAGCUGGGUCGCGCACGUCUGAAACCAUGAGCUGCGUAGCUGGUGCAUGGAUCAAUUCCCAGAACAAAGCAGGUCUUGAUGGCUUCACCUGCGCUUCAUGUAUUCAGGUGGUGUCCAAAGUCUACGCAGACCUUGAUUCGAUAAUGCGACAGGAGCUUUUCUUCGUCAGCCGGAUGAAGCUUGAGCUUGCAGUUGACACACGCACACGGCGUUCGGUCACUUCCUCCGGUGCGCUCAGGCUGGGUGGCUCCGCCGACCUGUUUGUGGCCGAGCUGAUGCCUGGGGCCGCCGACACCAUGCACAGGUUCCGGUCGUUGACCACGGAAGGCCAGUGCCUCAAGGCGGCGGCGCUACGCUUGACAGCCUCCGCUUGCAAUGACACCGAUCCCGGUCAGCUGAUGGAGGCCGUGGAGUUGGGCACCUUGAUGUGGGACGAGUUCCAGGCCGGCACUGCCGUGCCGACAAAGUCGCAGUCCGGCCUUCUUAACCGCGGAUCUGCCCCAACUACGUUACGCAGCUUCCAGUUGGAUGCAAGCUGUGGCCAGCAUGUUCUUUCCUCGAUUGGGUUUAGCUACAACGGCCUACUUGGAAUGUCAGCCACCUGCACUGCUGCCAGCACCUACGGAGAUGCGGUCGAGCACACGCUCUCGGUCCCGGGCGACAUCAAAAUCACCAGUGUGAGCGAUGGGACAUGCAUGAGCAUCCACCGUAUCGUCCCGUUUCGCCUGAGGGUACAGUUGGGCGAAACGUGGUGGUGUCUGCGUUAUGAUAGCGAGAGCAACGUCGACACGGCGAGCUGCAGUGACGACAAUGGGCAAAAGUGGUACAUGAUAAAUGGAAACAUAAUCUCGCUUAAGAAUGGCCUGUGCUUGGACGUUAACACGGGAACAAGCAAUGUGUACAUGCACGGGUGCCAUAAUGGGGACAAUCAGAAGUUCUAUUGGGAUGAAGAUGAUAAGGACCUUCGAUCAGAGUGGAAUCAUAAAUGUCUGGAUCGAAACCAUGAAAACAACAUCUACAUGCACCCAUGCACCGGAGGGGAGAACCAGAAGUUUGACUUUGACAAGGUGGAUGGGAGUGCUUUCACCACAGCCUUACACUUGGAGUGCAGCGAGUCUGAGAAAGAGGCGAUCACGGUGGAACCAGUUGGUACGCUUGCCAAAUUCCACCUCAAGCACGGCCAAGUCCAGUUCCCUGGGGAGUACAAGUGGAAUGCAAAUGCCAAGAGUAUCCAGAAGAUCGGCACCACCAAGUGCUUGGAGGCCCGCGGCUUAGGCCGCGUAGAGGAAAGAGACUGUGCGGAGCGUGUGGAGCAAGAAUGGACUCUGUCCCACGGGCUCUUCGGCCUUACCGACUCCCCUCUCAAGUGUCCCACAGAUCAAAUCAUCAGCUAUGUAGAGAAGACAAGCUCUCAGAUUAAGUUCAAUUGCAGCCAUGUUUCCUCUUUGGGAGCUUGCACCCUUCUCUACUCCACGCAAGUGGAGACAAAGUCCUCCGACCUUGAGAAGAUCAAGGCGUUGCCCGCUCUGGGUGCCUUCUGCCCACCGGGCGAGGGUUUGAAGAGCUUUGAGACCGAGGCCUCGGACAAAGGCGCCUGGAUCCGCGUCAAAUUCACGUGUUGCCAAAUCAGUCGCGUGCCUGCCUCCAUCUACCCAACCCUGAACGGGGGCAGAAGGGAGUUCGAAACCAGUCUGGCGGAGGCUUGGGAAGGCAUAUACUGCCCUGAGUCGCGGGACGACAGCGGUCGCAUGGCAUUCAAGCAAAGCAGGAGUUUUCGCCCAGGCCAGGGUGCCUCUGGAACACUCAGUUAUGACAAGCUUGAAGGUAAAUGGUGCGUUCCCGGGAAGGAUUGUGCAUACUCAGACGUCGUGCAUCCUUUGGACACUUCGCUGCACACCGAUGCCUGGUACGUGGUGCCUGUCAGCGACUUCGAUGCUGCCUUCGAGGCCAAGGGCGUCAAGCAGGUGACCGAGAAGCGCCGGAAACCGCCGCAGCUGAUCAAGUUCGGUGCUUCAGCUCCAGAAUACUUGCCGGAGUGCAAGGACGAGUCGCACCCAGGAGCCCGCAGCUUCAAGUUGGCGGACAUGAAUGCGGAGGCGCAGAACUUGGAUGAGGAGAAUCCAUGCAAGUAUGUCUACGGUGUGGCACCCACGAACCGGGAGAUGGAUGAAGGUGAAGGCAUGACUGGCUGGAUCGAUGACAUGCAAGGCAACGUGGGGCCGGGACAGAGCGGUGUCACCUACAAGUCCGUGAAGGAGUGCACUGACCGCAACAUCAUCCGGGCUCGUGGGAUUGGCAAAGUGAACAAUGCUCACUUCUAUGCCACGCUGCCGAUAAGCCCGAUCAAGGACCUAAUUUCAGGCUUUACGGACUACAUUCCAAAACCGGAGGUUGCUCCCAUGGGCCUCGGCUUGGAAUUUAAUCCGGGCAGUUUUUUGAAAACCCUCGCCUUCACAAGGCUCAACAUCAUAGAGGCGGGUCUCAACAUCUGGCAGCAUGAAAGGGAGAGACUUCACAACCAAGCUGGGCUCGACGACUGCGAUCCCAUCCAGCAUGGUUUCGCCCGGACUUUCUGCGACCUCCACUGCAUACGAGACGCUGUGCGAAAGGGCGAUGACGCCAUUCUCCGCGCAUUGGAAGAGGCAGUUGAGAUCGUCGGAAAGAACACGCAAGUCCUACUGGAGCACUAUGUUGGGAGCUCUGACUCUGGUGUGUCCUUGGGUGAGGCCUCAGAGAUCCGCCGUGGAGUAGAGAGACACCUUGCGGAGACCAUCGCUGUGGCGCAGGAGGCCGCCUUGCAGCCCCUGGCCUCCUUGGCUGCCGAGCGCGCCGUCCGGGCCUUCUCGGGGCGCUGGCGGAGUGCCGCGGACGCCGCGGGCGUCGCGAACGCAUCGGAGCUGCAGGGAUGGCUGCGCCAGAUGCACGGGGACGCGGCGGAGCUGCGCUCCACGGUGAUGGCCGUGUCAGACCGGAAGCUCUCUUUGGUGGAAGAACUCCAGCAGCGCUCCUUGAAGAUGGUCGCCUACGUGAACAGCUUCCUCAAGGCUAAGGCGCAUGUCCUGGGCCUUUACCAGCAGAUGGCCGGCCAGGGAAAGCGCGCGCAGCGUUGGUUCAAGAUGCGAUUUCAAGAGAAGCUCCGGCUCAUAUCUGAGCUUCAGGAUGCACGCUUGGCUCAGGCCCUGGAAACUUUCGACUCAACAUGGUGGGAAAUCCGGAAGAGCCUGGACGACUACCUCAGCGCGGCCGAAGACCAGAAUACGGCCUUGGGCCAUGCUUCGCAUGCGCUGCGCAGCUACACCUCCAAGUGUCAAGCCAGCUUUACGCAGCUGAAGGAGGCCUAUGCCACCUCAGCGCGUGCAAAAAAGAAAGCGCAUGAAGUUCUGCAGAAGACCUGGUCGGAGGUGACAUUCCAGGUGGGAAUGCUUGCGUCGAAGGUUCUUGACUCGGGCUUGCUGGAUCAGCUUGCGCUGGCGGACGUGAAGUCGGCGAAAACGGUGGAUGCCAGCAAGGCAGAGAUUCAGUCGUUCUGCAAUGGUGACGAGGUGGAGGCUUUGAAGUACGUGAGCGGGAACCUGCAGAACAUCACGGACGGUGGCUUCCUAGGACAGACCCGAAGGCAGAUGGAGGUCCUCUUCGAAGAAAUGAGAAUGCUCCAGCAGCGUUUUCUGGCUGCAGGAGGGGAAGCGCCGAAUGCCGAGGUCGCCAGGGAGGCUUCUGCACGGCUGUCUGAGGCGGCGGCUGCUGCACAGUCCAAUGUGAAUCACCUAACUAAAGAGUUGUCGGAGCUCUGGCGUAGCCAAUUGUGCCGUCUAUCGAGCUCACAGCUUCACCGGAGGUGA